AUGCGAUGGGCUCCCGUUCCUGAGGGCAGUGGGCACGAUGAGCCUCUCCUGCUGCCACGACGCCCGCCGCCACUACUAAGGCCCUCACAAGACCCAAGACUGUGAAUCUCUUGUCAUGGGCUACAUCCUCCUCGUCGAUAGCUCGCCGACCGCGCUUACCCGGCGUUGCGCUGCGAUCCCCCUGGGAUCUUGACGCUUCCCACCCUCAGGCAUGGUAGUGGAGUUGCCUUGGGAAGCACUUUGGGGUGUUGUUGGUGCUGUUUAGGUGUGGUGUGAUGAAGACAGCACGCGUGACCGGUGUCUGCUCCGGUAGUCGCAAAAAAGCGGGAAAUUUUUCACCGAACAGUAAAAGGAGCAAGCCCCCCAAAAAUACGCCUUGCUCUUUUUACGGAAACGUAGAGGAACGCCUCCAUAUAUUUAAAGACAAUACGGUUUCGUAACCAAAAACGUAUUUUUUUGGCCUGAUAAGACAC
Ectocarpus sp. CCAP 1310/34 is the source of this 473-nucleotide messenger RNA. Lineage: Eukaryota; Phaeophyceae; Ectocarpales; Ectocarpaceae. The record is from the annotation of a GenBank genome assembly.